Molecule: messenger RNA, 654 nt
Organism: Medicago truncatula (barrel medic)
Lineage: Eukaryota; Viridiplantae; Streptophyta; Magnoliopsida; Fabales; Fabaceae
Product: endoglucanase 7
Exons: 3
Coding region: 1-654 (217 amino acids)
Biological process (GO): carbohydrate metabolic process
Molecular function (GO): hydrolase activity, hydrolyzing O-glycosyl compounds
Source: RefSeq, a predicted model, not a curated record
AUGGCAACCGAUCCUUCUGUGCCUAAGAAUGCCAAAGCAUUUGAUAAGAUUACCGAUUUUAAUAAGUUACCUGCUGCUAACAAGAGGGGAUUUAUACAAUUGAACCAUGGAUACCCAAAUUCUCUCCAAUAUGUUGUUAAUGCUUCAUUUAUGGCUUCUCUUUUUGCUGAUUAUAUGAAAGCCCAAGGUGUUCCUGGAUGGUAUUGUAAUCAUAAUUACUUUUCAAUAUCUGUUCUAAAGGCAUUUGCAACUUCUCAGAUGGAUUACAUCAUGUGUAAAAAUCCAAUGAACAUGAGCUACAUAGUUGGGUAUGGCAACAAGUUUCCAAGACAUGUUCAUCAUAGAGGUGCAUCAAUUCCAAAUGAUGACAAACAUUACUCAUGCAUUGAGGGUUGGAAGUGGCGUGACACCCCUAACCGAAAUCCUAACAACAUUGUAGGAGCAAUGGUUGGAGGGCCAAAUGGUUUUGACCAAUUCUAUGAUUUAAGGAACAAUAACAGUUAUACUGAGCCAACCUUAGCUGGGAAUGCAGGACUAGUUGCUGCCUUAAUUUCCUUAACAAGCACAAGCACUAUAGGUAGUGGUUUUGACACUGAUCAUACCAUUUUCAAUCAAACUCGACAAUACAGACCACAAAAUCUACCUCCACCAUAG